This is a messenger RNA of Suillus subalutaceus, 684 nucleotides long. RefSeq lists its product as uncharacterized. The record is from RefSeq and is a predicted model, not a curated record. The transcript has 4 exons. NCBI's taxonomy places the organism in Eukaryota, Fungi, Basidiomycota, Agaricomycetes, Boletales, Suillaceae. Bases 124 to 627 code for a protein of 167 amino acids.
UGCACACCCCUUAACAGACUGUGAGUGUUUUGAUUCUAGAGCCUUCCUUGCAAACAACCUAGCUGAUUCAUCAAUAGGACGUUAGUUUCUUGAUCCUUCUUUGACAUCGGGUCAUGCUGACGGAUGAUGUUACACAUUGGCCCACAGGUUGUGAGUGUAUUGAUCCUCAGCAGAGGUGGACAAUUUUCAACUUUCCACCAUGAAUUUGACCAGCUGAGUCUGAGUGAUCGUACAGAGAUGCAGUCUAGGUUACUCUCUGUGGCCUCUGACUCAUCAUUCUUGGAGAACAUUGUUCAGCUCAGUUCUGCUGCUGUCAUUAUCUUCGAACACUCUUUCUACAUUUUCGACAAGCAGCGCCAUCUUCAGGGCCAGCAAGAGUCUGUUCCCUCUUUUACUGUCGCCCUCGAGCAGUACAUUACGUCUCCGCAUGCAAUUGCUGUCAGGGAAGCUGGGAUCGCUGCCGUCCGGGCGUAUGAAGAGGCCAUGAAGACUCCUGUUAAAGGGAAAAUGCCUGCUUGGAUGGCGAAGACACUGUUUGAACUCUCUCACAAAAAAUAUCUGGCGAAGGCGGAGCUGACCAAGACUAUUCUUGAAAUCAGUUUAAAUCAUCGCCUGCCAAGACCUUAAUGUCGGGCAAUCCCACACAGCAAAGAUGGUGUUCCGGUUCGGAAUGGAGUUGAGGUG